AUGCCAAAACUGUCUAACAAGUAUUGCCCAACAGUACCAAUAUUGGACGAUCAACAACAUUUUCUGAGACAGGAGAUCGCGGAAUUAAUCCUCAAGAAAACUGUCGAGAAGCAGCCCGUUGUUUGUGAUACCAAAGAGGAAUGGUGGUCAUUGACCGGUAUUCAACCUCAAGAAGUUAAACAAACUCAUCAAGGCACCCCACUUCAAGAUAGAGACACUGCAGAAUAUAUGCAAAUUGAUCCACCCACACGAUUAUCUAACUUCCUUGGACCUGUCCGACGCCUUCCUUCAUAUCUUAGUCCACAAGGCAUCAAGGAAAUACUUACGUUUUCGUUGGGAGGGUCAAGAUUACCGGUUCCAUACAACUCCUUUUGGUCUAUCGGUUUUCCCAUGGUUGUUUACCAAAGUUACCUGUCCAGUACUAGAAUGGGCUCGAACCUUGGGAAUGCAAAUCAGUGCCUAUCUCAAGGAUUGGAUUAUUAUCAGCAACUUAUACCAAGAAUCAAUCACUCAUACCAAGAUGUUGAUGAACAAGCUCACUUCUCUUGGCUGGAUAUUAAACAUAAAGAAAUUGUCACUCCAGCCAUCACAACAACUGGAACAUUUGGGUUAUCUUUUGGACACCAAGAACAUGGUUUCCAAGAUUCCAGGUACCAAAUUGAGGGAUUUACAACGAUUAAUACGACAACUGAUACAACACAAAUUUACAACUCCUCAUUUGGUCCACAGUCUCAUGAUGCGGAUCCAGGCAGCCAUGAUCGCACUCUUUCCAGCCAGACUCUACAUGCAACACUUGAUGUGGUUCAAGAACAGCUUCGUGAAGAAGAACGAAGGGUGGGAUACACCACAACCAUUGCCUCAGACCUGCCUUCAGGAACUUCACUGGUGGGAAUGCAAUAUCUCACAAUGGAACGGCUGAUUGCUCCUACCACAACAAAACAAGCAUGUUCUGUUCGUCGAUGUGAGCAACACCAGAUGGGGAUGUGCACUAGGGAACAAGACAAUCCAUGGAUAUUGGUUCCACCAGUAGACCACAAUGUCUAUCAAUUGGUGGGAAAUGAAGGCGGUAAAUCUUGCCCUACAAACCUUCCCCUCCCUACAGCACUCAUCCACACUUGUCAGAACGGACAACACUAUCUCAAUGGCGUACCUGAGCAAGCAGAGUGGCUCCAAGGCCUUUCAUCUGAUGACACUGGCUACCAAGAUAUGGAGGCUGUGUCUGCACUGUGGGUUGAGGUUGACAGCCCAGCAUAUAGCAGGCAAGGAGAAUGUGGAGGCGGAUUUGGCAUCUCGUUGCACAUUUACAAAGAACUUGUGGAAGCUGUCUUGUUCAGCUUUUCAAGCUAUCUAACAGACAUGGGGUCCUCAUUCAGUGGAUUUAUUUGCGGACCAGCUGACCCACCUUCUCCCAACUUUUGUUUCAUGGAGACCAGAUCUGAAGGCGACAGCAACAGAUGCAAUGUUGAUACCAUGGUCUCAAUGGGCCAAUUGCUACCUGAAUUCUCCUUGGAACCUGAUUGGACAGUGCUUGCACAAGAUCUGGCAAGAGGACCUAGUGGCGACAAUAGUAGCACUGAUUUGGCUGAGUAA
Messenger RNA from Phycomyces blakesleeanus NRRL 1555(-), 1590 nucleotides. RefSeq lists its product as hypothetical. The coding region runs from base 1 to 1590 and encodes 529 amino acids. Lineage: Eukaryota; Fungi; Mucoromycota; Mucoromycetes; Mucorales; Phycomycetaceae. The transcript has 2 exons. The record is from RefSeq and is a predicted model, not a curated record.